Molecule: messenger RNA, 1494 nt
Organism: Penicillium malachiteum
Lineage: Eukaryota; Fungi; Ascomycota; Eurotiomycetes; Eurotiales; Aspergillaceae
Product: cytochrome P450
Exons: 5
Coding region: 1-1494 (497 amino acids)
Molecular function (GO): monooxygenase activity; oxidoreductase activity, acting on paired donors, with incorporation or reduction of molecular oxygen; heme binding
Source: RefSeq, a predicted model, not a curated record
AUGCCUUUCGUCUCUGCACUUGGUGGAAUUCUGGUCCUUUUAAUGACCAGAGUGAUCUACCGAGUCUAUUUUCAUCCUCUCAGGAACAUUCCGGGACCCAAAUUAGCGGCAGCUACCGGUCUUUAUGAAUUUUAUUUCAAUGUUAUCAAGCGAGGGAAGUUUAUCUGGGAGAUUGAACGAUUGCAUGAGAUCUAUGGACCAAUCAUUCGAAUCUCACCGCGAGAAGUUCAUAUUAAAGACCCCGAGUUCUUCGAGGAGAUCUAUGCACCACCUUCUCGACCAAGAGAAAAAUAUUCAGUCUUUGUGAAACAAUUCGAUAUCGACCAUACUGCAUUCACUAGUGUCUCUGCCGAAGCCCAUCGAGAAUGCCGUACACCUUUGAAUAAAUUCUUUUCAAAGUCAGCAAUCACAAAGAUCGAGCCUACCAUCCAGAGACAUCUUGAUAUUCUCUGUGGUCAUAUAAAAAGCGCUUUUCCGUCUGGGAGAGUUGUCAACCUAGAUUCUGGAUUUGCUGGCUUAAUGUCGGAUGUCAUUCACGAAUAUAUGCUUGGCUAUCACAGUGGAAACCUUGACACCGAGGAUUUCAACGAGCAUGUCCGAGAUGGACUCAACGGUAUCCUCAGGUUGUCUCAUUUGAAUUUCUUCUUGCCCCUGAUGAAACUUAUGAAGAUUAUUCCAAUGCCGGUUUUGAAGGUGCUGAAUCCCUUUGCAUAUGCUGCCCAGGAGAUGAAGUGCCGUAUCCGUGAGUGCGUGUUGGGCUUCCUAUCUGGGAAAACAGAUAUUACAAAGGGUGCUCCAGUCAUCAAAUCCGUGAUCGAUCAAUUGCCUGCGCACUUACAGGGUUCUCAACGACUUACCGAUGAGACGUUCUCGUUGUUGAAUGCCGCUACUGAGACAACCAGCAGAGCGCUUUCUGUGGCCUUUUUUCAUAUCAUUUCUAAUGAGAGCAUCAAGAUAAAACUGCGAGAGGAGUUACAAUCUGUUAUGCCAACACCCGAUUCCCAUCCAACCUGGGAUCAGCUGAAACAACUUCCCUUCUUGUCAGGAGUUGUGAAUGAAUGUAUCCGUAUGUCCACAGGUGUCGCUGCUAGGUCGCCUAGAAUCGCCCCUAAUGAAGCGUUGGUGUAUGGCGAGUACAUCAUUCCUCCGGGGACACCCGUUAGCGAGAUAGUUCACUUCAUUGUCCACGACCCUGUGAUCUUCCCAGAACCUCAUUCGUUCGACCCAGAAAGAUGGAUUCGAGCUGCUGAAAAGGGCGAAAGAUUGGAUCGCUAUCUAGUCAACUUUUCAAAGGGAACCCGAAACUGCUUGGGAAUAAAUCUGGCUUAUGCUGAGCUCUAUAUCACUAUCGCAAGACUCGUCCGGGAAUUCGAUUUUACGUUAUACAAGACAACUUGGAAGAACCUAGCGUGUGCCCGCGAUUUUAUGGCACCAUAUCCUGAAGAAGGAAAUAUGAGAUUCAAGGUUCAGGUAGAGAGUGUGGUCUCGGAAUGA